CUGGUGUUUCACGGUAAUCCUAACCUUAAUGUUAAGUAAAACACUAGCGUACCAGCACCACUUUAACAAGAGGGUAUAUGUCGCGCAAGCGCAUGUUUACAAUUGACAUUCACGCGCGCCUUUACCCUGCGGUAAAGGCGCGCGUGUAUUGCGUGUAGUCCCUAGUGUGGUGUGUGCCUACGAUUUCGCAUCUAAACGUCUACCCACGGCCAUAUCACUGUUUUAACAUGAUGGCCGACAUGCCGUUGACUGAAAGCCCGUGGCUAUAAUGGAAACCCGUUCAAAGAAAUUAAACACGGGAAAACCGUAGAUUCCGUGAAAUGACGUGCGAAACGAAUUCUUUUGUUUUUGACAUUGCCAAUUUUGUACCAUCAAUUAAUUAUCUACAUAAUAUUUUAUUGAUAUUCAAAACAAUCUUUAAGGUUAUUAACACUAAAGGGAUGUCAAACUAUGUUCGGCAACCAAAAAACGUCCAUGUUCCAUUUAAGGCUAUUAAAACGACUAUUAUAUAAGACCUUUAGCCAUAGUAUCAAAUUAAAUAACCUGGAUGAUGUACGUGAUAUAAAAAAAAAAAUUAUCAGAUGGAUUAUCCAAUUACAUAAAUAACAAUAAGACCUUGAAAAUUAUUGAUAUAGAAAUUCAGUCAACAAUGUAUUGAAAUAAAACAGAAUCAAAUUUUAUAAUUUUAACAUAUUUUAUUAUUUUACAUGAUGUUUUGUCUGAUAAAUAAUUUGAUUUUCAGUUUUUGUACUUUUAUACUUAACUCGUCAAACAAUUGUUCCUAUUGUCCUAAUUUACAAAGCAUGUCAAGUGGAAAAUACACUUAAGAGUGUAUACAUUAAUUAAAAAUUCAUUUUUAAUCGCAUUCAUAGUAUAGAAGUUAUCAACAACAAUCUACAGUUUUCAUGAAUACGACUCAAAGUAUAUAACGGCAACAUGCAUACAUACCAAACGACUUAAUUUUGAUGUACGACCAGGUAUUUUAAGCUGAAAGGUCAGAAGUAUAGGAAUUUUAAUUCCUGGGUACUUUGUUAGUACAUAAAUUUCUAAGUGUCUUUUAUGUAUACAAAUAAAACAACGCGUUUUAUAGAGAAUCUUACGAUCUCAAACUCGAUAAUAGUAUUCAGAAUAAUUUUUUAGGAGAACUCCAAAAUAUGUAAAUAUAUAUAUAUGUGUGUGUGUGUGUAUGUAUGUAUUUUUGAAAAACAUUCCUAAGGGGGUCCGGACCCCUUGAACCCCACUUGGAAACGGCCUUGAUAGCAUUAACAAUACUAAAAGCACAUUCAGAGUGAUUAUAAAAAUAAUUAAAACGUUUUAAAAUAAAGUAAUUAAACUGAAAAGAUAAUUUAACAUAUACAUUAUCUAAAGGCACAAUAGAUAAUAAAUAUAACAAACAAUUAUCAAUGGUAUUUUAUGAUGGAUUGAUUUUUCAAACUGCAGUAUAAAUUCAAUAUGAAUUAAGUAUAAUACACUUAAUUUAUACUAUUUAAAUUAGACAAAUAAAAUUACUAUAACAACUAUAUAAAAUAACAUAUUCAUUAUCAUUCUGAGAAUACUCAAAUUUAACAGUAAAAGUAUAAAAAUUUCUAUUUUAUUUUUUACAUAAAAAAUAUAAAGUAACUUCAUGGUUGAUGAAAAUAUAAACUGUGACGAUUUAGUAUUAACAACCAGCGAUGAUCAAUUCGUUAAGUGUCAUGAAUUAUCUGCUCAUGGUGAUGGCCAAAGUCAUGAUUGCCAAAACAGUAAAAAUUUAAGUGUCGUAACUUUGGGUAACGCUGCUAUUCAAUCAAAAAACAUAGAUUUCGCCAAAUUAAAACAAAAAAACCAACAAAAAGCAUUCAAUGCAAAAUUUAUUAUAUACAAGAAUACGCAAAAAUAUUUUAUUUCAGCUGCAGACCAACUAAUUGAUAGUCAUGCAGCGAUUAACAAGUUAAAAAAUAACAUCGGUACAAACAAUUCUGAUUGUGACUUGAUAAGUCUGCAAAAAUUGGUAAUGGGUAUUGUAACGGAAAAGUUUGGUAUUGAAUUUUCUACACCAAAAAAAACCGGUGUCAAAAAAAUUCAUUCAGUAUAUAUACCUAAUCUCAAGGUACCACAAACAUUCGAUUUACAUUCGAUAGAACAAUUAGAAAAGGUAAUUAGUCCGUUAAUUUUACUGUAUGAUGAUUUAUGGCGAAAAUUAGUGAAAGUCACGGAUAUGAAAAUUAAGUACUUAUAUUUGCUCCGGAAAAUUAUGAACAAAGAUGAAUUUCAUGACUUAGACGAAGUUACAAAUUAUUUAUCACAAAAUGGUUUUGAAAAAGAACCGAAGGUAGGAGACGUUUCCAUUAAUUUGGAAAAAUUUCACGGUGACAUGAAGUAUAAAUUAGAAACAACAUUAAGGGAACUGGAAAAAGGUUUAGAUGCGAAGAUAAAAAGCGAGAAUGUAAAUAAAAAGAACAUAGAUACAAGUGCCUUAGAAACAAAAAUAUCCGAUUUGACUUUGACGAUAGAAAAACUUCACAAAGAAAAUAAAGCGUUAAAAAAAAUAAAAACCGAUUGUAAUGAAUCGACCAAAAAUAGAAAUUCGUCAAUACAGAAUGACAUGGCUAAUAGAGUUAAAAUAUUAGAAGAAGAAAAUAAAAAGUUAAGAUCAGAAGAUUUAGAACGUUCAAAACAAUUGCAACUAGCCAAGGCCGAAAUCUCAUUUCAUAAGAGCAAAUUGAACAGUGCUAGAGAACAGUUAGUCAUAAUAAGUAAAGAAAAGACUGAUUUGAUUGAUACCAUUGGACAGAUAGAAGUGAAAGAAGAAGGUUUGCACUCACUAAAAGCCAGAGUAAACAAAUUGAUAAGUGAAAAUGAUCGAUUGAGAACUGUGAUGCAAAAAAUUGACGAAAACGAGUUCAGUAAUGAACAUUAAUGGUAAAAAAGACUUCUGUAAUUAUUUUAAAUACUUGAUAAUAAUUAUAUUCACUAGUGUAUUGACUUACUGUUAUUUUUCUUUAUUUGACGGUCAAUAUCAUGACACUUACAUUUUCUUAUGCGUUCACAAUAACUUGGAAAGAGUUAAUGAAUGUAAUGAUUACACAAUAGUAAUUUGACUUACUUUCUUAUUAAACUAUUUCGUAACAUGCUAUUUGUGGUUUUUAUAAUAAUUUGACUCGUGGUACUUAAAGAUGUCGUAUUUCAAUAAAAUAUAAACAAGAUAGUUUCGAAAUUUGACAAGUGAUUUAUGCACGACAUAAAUAAUACAUCUAAACAUAAUUUUAAAAAUUGAAUCCCUCUAAGUAGAGUAUAAGGUGAUUGGUUGAUUUAUUGAUUGAAUGGAAAGCACCAAUGUGAGAUGUAUUUUUUCUCGACACCGUAUUAAUUUUGACGAUACUUCAAUAUUAAUCAUGUAUAGUCAACCCGUAUUACAGUAACAAUUUUAUUUUAAGAUACAUUCAAAUAUUCACAUUAAUUUAUAAAUUAUUUUAUUUAAUACACCAGAAUGAAUAAAUGUUAACGAAA
Daktulosphaira vitifoliae (grape phylloxera) is the source of this 3489-nucleotide messenger RNA. Its product is annotated as cingulin-like protein 1. Bases 1625 to 2899 code for a protein of 424 amino acids. The record is from RefSeq and is a predicted model, not a curated record. The transcript has 2 exons. NCBI's taxonomy places the organism in Eukaryota, Metazoa, Arthropoda, Insecta, Hemiptera, Phylloxeridae.